Messenger RNA from Spirodela intermedia, 4579 nucleotides. NCBI's taxonomy places the organism in Eukaryota, Viridiplantae, Streptophyta, Magnoliopsida, Alismatales, Araceae. The record is from the annotation of a GenBank genome assembly.
AUGUGGCAAGAUGAUGAAAUGGAGAAAAGAGAUUCAGAAUCUGACCUCGGGGAUAGGCUCUGUUGUGUUGAUUCCCUCAAUCUGGAGGCGGGCAGAGUUCCAUCCGGCCAGAAUCAUGCUGCCAAGGUCCGAAUUUUGUCUUAAAUUUUUUAUUUCCCGGCAUGCAAGGAGAUAUUUGCUUCUGUGAGCAUACUAUAUCAGACAUGAUUGGCGUAAAAAUAGAAGUUCGACUCUAACCAGGAUUGAAAGAAAUUCGAGCAUGGACGAUUUCUCCAUUGUUUCCACAAGGCGUUGAAUGAUGAAUUUAUGGGUUGUUUUGCUUCGCGCAGGAUGGGUGGGGAAGGACACUGCUCCUGGCGUUCCAGGCCAUCGGAGUGAUACAUGGUGACAUCGGGACGUCCCCGCUGUAUGUCUACGCAAGCACCUUCAGUCAAGGGAUUGGCGAGGAAGAUGACAUCUUGGGUGUCCUGUCCCUGAUCAUCUACACACUGAUCUUGAUACCGAUGUUGAAGUAUGUCUUCAUCGUACUGCAGGCCAACGACCACGGUGAUGGUGAGUCAAAGCACUCAAAGUCGGUUGUGUGAAACAUAAAAGUCCACCCAUAAAGCUUUGAUAGUCCUACGAGCAUGAUCUCACUAACUUUGGUCGCCUCAAAGUUGCAUCCGGUUAGGAGCUGACAUGGGUAGAUAAAAAUCUUAGAAAAAUAGUAUAUCUUGCCAAAUCAUGUACAUGUACAGAGAAAGGUUUACAUCUUUCUCCGAGGAGGUUUAUAUCUUAUGCUGGCAAAAAUAUCAAUUCUGUAGACUAUGUGAAAUAAAUAAACGAACGUGUAUCUACCGGCAGAAAAGUGUCAUGAUUCUUACUCUUGCAGGUGGAAGCUUUGCCCUGUACUCCUUGAUAUGUCGCUAUUCCAGAGUGGGUCUGGUUCCUAAUCAGCAGGUGGAGGACAUGAUGGUGUCAAAUUACAAAUUGGAAACACCGACAAGAAACAUGAAGAGGGCAGAGUGGAUAAAAGAGAAGAUGGAGACUAGCAAUGCAGCUAAGGUUGCGCUCUUUGUCACAACAAUUCUCGCAACUUCAAUGGUGCUUGGCGAUGGCAUCUUAACACCAUGCAUCUCUGGUAUGUAACAACCAUUCGUAGCAAAAAAUGUAUUCUACUCUCUCUCUCUCUCCCUUCCAUAUUGCAUACACAUCUAGGGUCAGGGUUAGGUCACAGAAUCAGCUGAUUUCUAAUGGAUUCCUGGCUGAUUACUGAGAAGUCCACUUCCAAUCUGUUUGAAUGAUAUCCAGCCAAUCUAGCUGACCGAAAUCCACACGCAUAGGUUACUGUAACCAACGAAAAUUAAAAAUUUGACGCUUGACUUAAUUUAUUUAUUUUCUUGAUUUUCUGUCAUUGUUUUUUUGAGCUUCAGUACCAAAAGAUACCACCUUUUAUUCGGCAUAUAUGUGCACAGUCUCAGUAGAAAUAUCUGCCUUGCAGUGCUUUCUGCAGUCAGUGGGAUCAAGGAAUCGAGUUCCCUCGAUCAAGGUAUAAAAGAUAUCCAUACCAUUUUCAGUUACUGAACCAUCUGCAUGAAAAUCAUUAGCUUCUCAAUAGCAUGCUGAUUUCUUCCCUGAAGUAAGCUGAUAGGCAAGGAGACAGAUGAAGAAAAACUUGUUUUAAAGGGUGCGUAUACAAAUAUACAUACCUACAUGCAUGCAUGGAUUUAAAUCAAGAUAUAAAAGAUUUCCAUACCAUUCUCGGUUACCAAGUACCGAGAUGACAAAUAUUAGUUGAUCUGUAUCGUGUUGAUUUGUUCCCUGAAGUUGGGUAAGAGGGGAAGAUGACAGGUGCGAGAAAUUUUUUCGUAAACAGUGUCUAAUUUUUAAUAAGAAUAUGUGUAUUGACUCCAAUUUAUCAUCAGCAACAAACAUGAAUUCCAUUCACAGCUCAAAUUGCUGACGAUCUUAAAGUUUAUGGAGCCGAUCAUAUGAACAGUCUCUCUGACCAAUGCAUCUUUACAAUUUCAAGCUUGCAACACUGAUCAAUCUUCUUUUCUGAAGGUGCCGUCGUUGGAAUCUCCAUAGCAAUCUUGAUCGUUCUUUUUUCCGUUCAACGGUUUGGAACCAACAAAGUGGGAUACUCAUUUUCCCCCAUAAUCCUAAUAUGGUUCACUUUCAUUGGCGGAAUUGGACUCUACAACUUAUUCAAGCACGACGUGAAGGUUCUGCGUGCAUUCAAUCAAGAGAAAUGGAAGAAAAGGAUGGAUCUCCCUCGGAGGUGUGGUAUUGUGCAUUACAGGUGAAUUUUCUUGAGUACCUCAUAAUAAAAAGCCUUGUUGUUCAAUUGUCUUCCACUUACCCUGCUUUCAAAUUGAUAGUUGAGAAAGCCUUAUGAUACAGGUGCUGAGGCCAUGUUUGCUGAUCUGGGCCAUUUCAACCUCAGAGCUGUUCAGGUGUGAAAUGCAACUUCUAACCAUAACUUCUCCAUAAGCACAUAUCAAGGGCUCGUUCAUGCAGACAUCUGUAUGGCGUAUUAAUAUUAGGCCAUGGAAAGCAUGGGAUAGUGAGCACCCAUUCUUUUCAUACAUGAGGAUUGCAGAAGCAAGAUUCUUUACCUUAUCCUUCAUCAGAUUAUGAGGCAUUGAUAAGAGUUCCAGUUUGAGCUCAUAGUUCUAAAUUUUUCUGUUAACAUGGCUCGCUUAUUUUUCUGUUUCACUUUCAGAUUAGCUUCACAGCAGUUUUGUUUCCUUCUGUAACUCUAGCUUACAUUGGGCAAGCAGCAUAUCUUACCAAGUUCCCCGACAAUGUCUCAGAUACUUUCUAUAAAUCUAUUCCAAGUAAGUGGUAAAGUUUUUCAUUUACUAUAGGGAAUCACAGGUGAAUUCUCACAGGACUAAUGCAGAGAUACCCAAUUGACUGCAGCUGCCCUUUACUGGCCAACCUUUGUGGUUGCAGUCGCUGCAGCCAUCAUUGCCAGCCAAGCAAUGAUAUCUGCGGCAUUUUCAAUCAUAUCUCAGUCUUUGGCUCUAGGCUGCUUCCCAAGAGUUAAAGUCGUUCACACUUCUGCCAAGUAUGAAGGACAGGUUUACAUUCCAGAGGUAAACUACAUGUUGAUGGCCGCCUGCAUCAUAGUGACGGCUACCUUCAAAACAACAGAGAAGAUUGGCCAUGCAUAUGGUAAGCUAACUGUCAACAUAGUGUGCUCAUUUGAAUCCUCAUGAUCAAGGAACUUUUCAUCGCAUUGAUACUAGGAGCCAAGAGAUGACAGACGGGCAAGACUCAAAAAAAAUGCCACUUGACAGAGAAAACACAGCCCCCAUGUUUUUUAGAGGGGUAAAAUUAACAUCAGCUGUGCGGAAAAAAUCAUAGAGGCUGCGGCAUUAAAUAUAGAACAACCGAUCAUUAUAUUUUUUCGGUUUUCCUUUUCUUUUUUUCAGAAGAAUGGAAGGAGUCUACCCUCUGAGAAAUGUUAUGAGUAAUUUCCAUGGUGUAAGGAUCGAAAUCGCAAAACCCUGAUAGGCUUUUACCUCGUGCAGGAAUUGCGGUGAUCACUGUGAUGUUGAUCACGACCUUCAUGGUUUCAAUCAUAAUGCUGGUUAUAUGGAAGACAAGCAUCUGGCGGAUUGUGCUCUUCCUUCUGGUCUUUGGAGGGAUAGAAGCAGUGUACACAUCCUCAGCCCUGUACAAGUUCUCAGAGGGAGGUUUCCUUCCUCUGGCCUUGGCCUUCUUCUUGAUGAGCAUCAUGGCCAUAUGGCACUACGUCCACAGAGAGAAGUAUCUCUUCGAGCUCAAGAACAAGGUAUCAAGCAGCUACCUAAACGACGUAGCCCUUAAUCCAGACGUGAGGAGGAUACCAGGAAUCGGGCUGCUCUACUCCGAGCUGGUGCAGGGGAUCCCCCCCAUCUUCCCCCACUUCAUCCAGAACGUGCCCUCGAUCCACUCGGUCCUCGUCUUCGUGUCCAUAAAACACCUUCCCAUCAGCCGCGUAUCCUUGGAGGAGCGCUUCCUGUUCAGGCAGGUCGGGCCGAGGGAGUUCAGGAUGUUCCGCUGCGUUGUGCGUUGCGGCUACAAGGAUGUCCUCGGAGAUUCCAGGACCUUCGAGCCGCAGCUUGUGGAGCACCUGAAGCUGUUCAUCCACCACCAGUUCUUCGUCACCGGAGGAGCCGAAGAACUCUCGCCGUCCAUGCCUGAGGCCGCGAAACCGCCGAGCCCCCCUCGCGAAGCGGGCGUAGAUCAUAAACUCGUCCAUCCCUCUGUGGACCUCGAGGAGGCUGCCAGCCGCCGUGUGGUCCCGCCUCGCGUCUCCUCGGGGUCCAUCCAGAGGGGGAACAGUGACCGCUCCGCCGGCAGGUUCGCCGCAGCUUCGAUCCAGGGGAUCGAGGAGGAGAAGCAGUUCGUACAGAGGGCAAUGGAGGACGCGGUAGUGUACCUGCUGGGGGAGGCACAAGUGGUGGCGGCGAAGAACUCCCCCUUGUUCAAGAAGAUUGUCGUCGAUCACCUCUACGACUUCCUGCGGAGGAAUUUCAGGCAAGGCAUAGAGCUGCUGCCGGUCCCCCACGGGAGGCUCCUGAGGGUCGGCAUGACCUACGAGAUCUGA